ACGUCCCCUAACAGCCACUUGUUGCCGCGCGGCGUGGAUCACGGGAGUCGCGGCCAGUGCGUCCCGGACCGCCGCCCCGACACCAUGACCUCCUCGCUGUGCUUCGACCUGCGCCUGCUGAGCCCGGAGCGCUGACGGCUGCUUAGGACCAAGGGCGAAAGUCCUGGGUCAGACCGUCGCAACGGCGAGCGUGGGAGCCCCCCCGCGGACGACAUGGGGACUGCCCCGGGGGACGCCGCCGCCGCGCCGCCACCAACGGCUCCGAAGUCCCGCUCGGUGGUGGUCUCUCUCACGGCGGCUCGGCAGCGGGAGACGUGGGGCAAGAAGGCGGAGUUCCUGCUGGCCGUGGUCGGGUUCGCCGUCGACCUCGGCAACGUGUGGCGCUUCCCCUACAUCUGCUACCAGAACGGCGGCGGGGCAUUCCUGAUCCCGUACUGCGUGAUGCUGGUGUUCGGGGGGCUGCCGCUGUUCUUCAUGGAGCUGGCGCUGGGGCAGUUCCACCGCUGCGGCUGCCUCACGCUGUGGAAGCGCAUCUGUCCCGCGCUCAAGGGGGUGGGCUACGCCAUCUGCAUGAUCGACAUCUACAUGGGCAUGUACUACAACACGAUCAUCGGCUGGGCGGUCUACUACCUGAUCGCGUCCCUCGCGUCCAUCAACUCCGUGCUGCCAUGGACCAGCUGCGACAACGAGUGGAACACCCCUGCCUGCACGCAGAUCACCUCGCCUCUCAUUGGCAACCCUAACGCUACUACGCCGGCUAAGGAGUUCUUUGAACGCAACGUCCUCGAGCAGCACCGCAGCAACGGGCUGGACGACAUGGGCCCCAUCAAGCCGUCGCUGGCGCUGUGCGUCGCCGGCGUCUUCGUGCUCGUCUACUUCUCGCUGUGGAAGGGCGUCCGGAGCGCUGGGAAGGUGGUGUGGGUAACAGCCCUAGCUCCGUACGUGGUGCUGCUGAUCCUGUUGGCGCGCGGGGUGACGCUGCCGGGAGCCACCGAAGGCAUUCGCUACUACCUGACGCCGGAGUGGCACAAACUGCAGAACUCCAAGGUGUGGAUCGACGCGGCGUCGCAGAUCUUCUUCUCUCUCGGUCCCGGGUUCGGCACCCUGCUGGCGCUGUCCAGCUACAACAAGUUCAACAACAACUGCUACCGCGACGCGCUCAUCACCUCCUCCAUCAACUGCCUCACCAGCUUCCUCGCCGGAUUCGUCAUCUUCUCUGUGUUGGGCUACAUGGCGCACGUGCAGAACAAGUCGAUCGAGGAGGUGGGGCUGGAGGGGCCGGGGCUGGUGUUCAUCGUGUACCCCGAGGCCAUCGCCACCAUGACCGGCUCCGUCUUCUGGGCCAUCAUCUUCUUCCUCAUGUUGAUUACUCUGGGAUUGGAUAGCACUUUUGGAGGGUUGGAAGCCAUCACGACGGCGCUGUGCGACGAGUACCCGCGCGCGCUGGGUCGCCACCGCGAGCUGUUCGUGGCCGGCCUGCUCGUCUUCAUCUACAUCUGUGCGCUGCCUACUACUACCUAUGGCGGCGUGUACCUGGUGGACCUACUGAACGUGUACGGGCCGGGGCUGGCCAUCCUGUUCGUGGUGUUCACGGAGGCGGCCGGCGUGUGCUGGGUCUACGGGGUCGACAAGUUCUCCGCCGACGUGAAGACCAUGUUGGGGCACACGCCUGGGUGCUUCUGGAGGACUUGCUGGAGUUAUAUCAGCCCGGUGUUCCUGCUGGUCCUCUUCGUGUUCUCCGUGCUGGCCCACGAGGAGAUGCUGGUGGGCGAGUACGCGUACCCGGCGUGGUCCAUCCGCGUGGGCUGGCUGCUGACGGGGACCACCGUGUCCUGCAUCCCCCUGUAUAUGGUCUACAAGUUCCUUAUUACGCCCGGGAACUUUGUCAAUCGAAUAAAGACAAUAAUGCGUCCGGAGGUGACGUCGAUACCGCCGGUGGACACGGCGCUGUGUGCCCUGUGACCUGUGGACGCUCCGCAGCAUCAGACCCUGGCCGGGACCACUCCACCAGCCUUGGAGUGGCUCGUGUAACAAACGGCAUUUUUAUGGGCUUUUGUUAUGUUGUGCUAGCGCUAAAGCGCGCGCG
This is a messenger RNA of Plutella xylostella (diamondback moth), 2086 nucleotides long. It is a transcript of the gene Sert, whose product is annotated as serotonin transporter. The record is from RefSeq and is a predicted model, not a curated record. Gene Ontology annotation, cellular component: plasma membrane; neuron projection; synapse. Gene Ontology annotation, molecular function: serotonin binding; serotonin:sodium:chloride symporter activity. Gene Ontology annotation, biological process: amino acid transport; serotonin uptake; sodium ion transmembrane transport. NCBI's taxonomy places the organism in Eukaryota, Metazoa, Arthropoda, Insecta, Lepidoptera, Plutellidae.